Messenger RNA from Pyricularia oryzae 70-15, 2396 nucleotides. RefSeq lists its product as uncharacterized. The coding region runs from base 151 to 429 and encodes 92 amino acids. The record is from RefSeq and is a predicted model, not a curated record. The transcript has a single exon. NCBI's taxonomy places the organism in Eukaryota, Fungi, Ascomycota, Sordariomycetes, Magnaporthales, Pyriculariaceae.
GGCCAAUUGCCAUGCAACGUGGGAUCAAAUGUCGCACUUUGGACCUGUUUGCUUGUCCACAAGUCCAGAAUCCGUUUGCAAGCCGUGGCACGCAAACAACCUUCUCCUUUUUUUUUUUUUUUUUUUUUUUUCAACAUCCGUCAUCGAAUCAUGCAGACCAAGGCUGGGUCAGCCAAGAGCACUGCCACUGCGCGACAAAACAAGUCACUCAUCAUAAUUAACGAAUUGAUAAAAAGAAUUCCCAUUCCCGAUGAUUUUACGUUAGCUGGACCGCCCCCCUUCAACCUGCCAACUCUGCCUCUUGCGUCUAGGCGGGCGGAAAGAGGGAUUGCCAUGGGAUUGGCAGCCUUGGCAGACACCUUGAGACACCAAGUCCACGCCGUCCGUCCGCCAAUCCUCUUUUCCACCCCUUUCAACUAUUCAACAUGAUCGUCCAACUCAUGCUCAUCUUCCAUUCUUUUGCUGGAGAACAUCCCCGAUUUUCAUCAAAUGCGUCCAUCUCGCGUUUCAGAAUGGCUCACUAUUCUUGUUGAUCUAAAUCCCAGUCUUCAGGUCCGCAAAAUCGCAAACAGCCAAACAGAUUUUAGUUUUCAGCCUCCCUGCGCAAUUCAGGUUUGAAAAAGUGGCCUACGAGGGUGCGAGCUUUUUUGCCCCAGCUCGUAUAAAGGAGCAGCCAGUGAAGCUGUCUUACAGGAUUACUGUGUUUUCGGCCCCAAAAAAAUCCUUCCCGUACAGUAGAUACAGCAGCACGCUUGAUGGUUUUGGUGGACCUUAUCAUUGUCAAGGGACAAAGAAAGGACAAAUAAACAAAGACCCACGUCAUCUGCCAGGUCUGGAUUUUCUUGGGAGGCUGCAAAGCCUGCAAAAGCGUGCAAAAGCCUGCUCUUUGCUGUUCAUGGAACCUCCUUGCUCCUCAAAAAGACAAAAAAAAAGCCGCCCCGUUUUGAACAAACCACUCGGCACGGCGUGGCAUUUGCCAAUGAACAGCCACGCCGGGACGCCCAUUUCAUCAUCGAUUGAUUCUCCCGCGUCUUCCCGCGCACCAGUUCAGACCGCCCUAUAAGAGGGUUACUUCUUGUUUCUAAGUCUUUUUUUUUUGUUGGCGUGCCGUACUCCGUGAAUAUAUGUUUGCUUUCUCGCGACUUGCCUCCAACGUGCGCUUAUAACAAACGGUAAAGGUCAAAAGAAAAAGAGUGAGGCACAGGCAAGACAAGAAUGGAAACAUAAGAUGCACGUUGGAUUUAGACCCCGGUUGGCUGAGCCAUCAGCCGCACAACAGCAAUACAGAAAAAAAAUACCGUGACUUGGCUGAGAUGCACAGGUGACGCACUUGAAACAACUGUGUUCGUUCCUGGAUAACAUCAUCAUGGUACGGUACGUACCACUUUAAAUCAAAAUGGGCGGAGACUCGAUCCAAAUAUUUUCACCAUGAUAAUCUAGACCAGACCCGCGCAUACUAUCAAGGAAGCCAGCACGAGGUUGUGGUAUAUGUAAAGCGGACCGAUCUUCAAUGAGGCUUUACUUGUGCAUAGGGCAAGUAAUCUCCAGGGACUUGCCCGGCCGGCCAAUUAGCCAAGCAAAAGAACAAAAUUGAAAUGAACUCUCUCCAUGCUAAACGCCGAUUGAAUGCAUCAAGGCGACACAAGAAAAUAAAUGUAAAAAAACAAAUAAAAAACACACAAACACACACAUCAACUCAUACAAGCUGCAGAUAGCUUGCUGGAACACUCUUUGUCAAACCGCCCUUCUCCACCUCGGCCCAUCCAUCCCCUGGGUCUUCCUUGAUGAGCACCAGCCUCUCGCCCUCGACGAUGCUGUGCUCGGCGUCGCUCUGCGCCGUAUAGUCGUACAUGACAUCUACAUGCCUUACCGCCUUCUUCGCUCCGCGCCGAGGUGCCACCGCCGGCCCCUUCUUCUUGACCGCGGGCGCGGUCCCGCCGAUUGAUGAACCGCUGUUUGAAUAGAUCGAGCCCGGGCGGCCUGAUGCACCAGUGUGCUGAGGUGCCAUCACUGGCGGCGGUGCGAUCACGGUUGCCGAUGGCGCCCCGGCUGGUGCCAGCUCGACGUACGUCGCGGGCACAAGCCCUUCCUUGUAUCCUGCCCGAACUUUGAUCCAUCCCGAUCCAGCUGUGAACGAUAAGAUGUUGUUAGUAAACUCUGGAGCAAAAUGGAGCAAUCAAGGCCAAAGUUCCGUGUGCCACUCACUAUCUGGUUCGAGAAUCACGAGAUCCCGCCCUGCCGGCACCGUGAGCUCGCCCUCGCCAUUGGCAUCAAAGCCGUAUAGCAUCUUGCCCUUCUGCUCCGGUGUCUUGCCUGCGCCAAUCCCUGAGCUGCCGUUCGCCGGGGAGCUCCCAGGCAGUUCGCUGAUAUAUGCAGCGGGAGGUGGGGCGAUAACC